Python bivittatus (Burmese python) is the source of this 4732-nucleotide messenger RNA. It is a transcript of the gene CEP44, whose product is annotated as centrosomal protein 44. NCBI's taxonomy places the organism in Eukaryota, Metazoa, Chordata, Lepidosauria, Squamata, Pythonidae. Gene Ontology annotation, biological process: centriole replication; centriole-centriole cohesion. Gene Ontology annotation, cellular component: spindle pole; centrosome. The record is from RefSeq and is a predicted model, not a curated record.
UUAAAGAGGGGCUUUGAAAUAAAGAAGUCGGGAGUCUGUGGGCGCGAAACAAAAACUAGUUUUGGCUUCCCGCGGGAGCGCUUAAACUGCCGCUCAGCGUGGAGGUGAAACCGCAGCCCAGCGCGCGAGGAGAAGGCGGGUCCAGCUUCCCCUAGAUCGAAGCGGCCGGGCUGAGCGGCAACGGGGAGAGGCCACCACUAACGGCGCCUUUAAACGUGCUCCCUGGCCAGUCCUUGCGAAGUUCGCCAUACAGUUGUCCGGAAGAAGCAUCCCAGGUGCAAAUGCCACAGUGAACAUGCAUUAUAAUUAAAAGAAUAAUUACAGCAUGGCUACAGGAGACUUAAAAGGAAACUUGUGUAAGAUGGAACAAAGACUUCGGCUUAUAAAUUAUCCUACAGAUGUGGAUUAUACAGGGUUGGCAAAGGGUGAUCCAUCUGUGUUUUUGCCAAUCAUCAGUUACUGUUUCACAUCGUUCUCAACAUAUAUUACAGAACUUGUAAUGGAAUCAGGGGUGGAACUUACAGCAAAGAAUGAUUCACGUUUUGUUGAUGCCAUAUAUAAGCUUCUUCGUGAUCAAUUUCAGUAUAAACCAGUCUUGUCAAAACAGCAAUUCCUUCAACAUGGCUUUGCAGAAAGAAAAAUACAGAUUGUUUGUGAUAUUAUUAGUUACAUUUAUAAAAGGCACAAAGAAUUCAGUAACAUUAAUAAGGUAAAAUCCCAAACAGAAAAAAGAAGCCAUUCGGUUAAAUCUCUAGCCCAUGCAAGUUUUCCUAAUCAGCCUGAUACUGUAGCUAUCAGUACUGUGGAUUUGCAGCAGAAACCUCAGGUACAACGUCAUAAAAGUGUAAUUAACAUGCAUAUCCCUGAAGAUUUUGUCAGUGACACACUGAAGGAAGUGAAAGAUUGCGUUGUCAAUAACGUUCAAGUUUUGGACAGUGGCGGUGAUGCCUUGGAUAAUAUAGAUGACCCGGUUGUAAAGAAGGAAAAUGAAGUAGAAGUAUUAAAGAGUCAACUUGCUGAACUACAGCAAAAGUUUCAUACACUGAACAGUGUGGAAGAGAAGUUAGAAACUUUGGAGAAGAAACUGCAAGGGAAAGUUGUUAUAGAAGAGAAUGAGUGGAAUAAUCUUUUGAGUCGUGUCCUCCUCCUUGAAACGCGGCUGUUGCUUCAUUCCAAAACAGCUGACAUUUCUGUAGAAUUUAAUAAUAUGAGGGAAGAAGAUACUUCUAGCAGAAAUAUGACUCCAGUUUCAUCUGAUAAAGAGAAGGUAGAAUUGCCAGAGAGUCUUCAUCAGUCAUCUGGAUAUAGUUCACUGUUAUCUGCAGACCCAUCUCCCAAAGCCAUGGCCGUUAAUGAUAAUGGUGUGUUGGAAGUUUCAAAAGAAACAACAAUACAAAAAAUGGAAAGAAUAAACAAAAUGAUUGAAGAAACUUCUGAGUUGUUGAAGACUUCACGUAACACCUCUUCAGAGUAUUCUACUCCAUUCAGCCAGAUAACUGAAACUAAUUAUGUAUGUCCAUAAACUUAAACAAAAAAAACUCUUUGGAUCCUUUUUUAUUGUUUGGGACUGAAGUUAUUUAAACUAUUCCUUUUUAUAAAUAUAUAUUUUUGUAUAUAUGUGUGCCAUUGAUAUAAGUAUCAUUUAAUUAUAUCUAACCUCAGUAUAUGGUGACAUUAUUACUGUACUCACAGCCUAUUUAUGUAACAAAGUUUGCUAGCUAGUUAAACAAAUACAUUUUUAAAGAACAGGCUCAAUGACCUUUUUUUUUAUCCUGUUGGAAAUACUGCAGCUGGGACUUGCAUAUUGUACCUAAGGGAAAUAUGUAUCUGCCAACUUGACAUCAGUAAAGCGUGCAAGUGUUUUACACAUAUUGUAUACAUACUGUUUUUAACAUAUCUUAAAUACAUACAGAUAUACUUUAAUAUUCAUUCAUGGUCAGAAUAGCAGUGCAUUUCAGCUUUCAGUGACUCUGAAACUGAAAGGCUAUUUUGAUAAAUAAGUUAUUCAAAUACAUAAAUAAGGUCUAGAGAUUUUGACUAGCAAAUGUGUUGAACUUUUUAGUGCUAGAUAACCUGGCACAUUUUAAGAACAGCAGCACAUAUGGAGGCCAUCAAGUCAGUAUAUAAAGAUACACAACACUUUUAUGAUUUGAAACCAUAUAAAAUGACUCUUUGGAGAUUAAAGUUGAUGUAAAACAUCCAUAAAAAUGAUUUAUUUGGGUGUGAAGCAGGAAUUGAGGAGAAGAGAAAAACUUCUUUAAAUUGUUCCAUACUUACCUGUUACAUUGGGAAGUUUUUAAUUAUAAUAUAUUAAUCUUACUUCCAUCAGUUCAUAUGGAAAGUGGUAUUAAAGAUCACAUUUAUCAUUGAAGGGUUUUUAAUGGUAGGAUCUGAAAAUGUGAGAAAGUUUCUUUACAGUAAUUUUGGGGGACAGGGGAGACAUAUAUCCCCUGUGUCAAACCAACUUGUACAGAUUUUGAAAGCUAGCUUAUACUGUAUCUUAACAGUUUCUUAAAAGGAAGAUCUCAAAAGUUAAUCAUAUUCCUAGUUUGUAAAAUUAGACCAUAAUCAUAAUCCUUCUAACUCAGUAUAUCUCUGUUUAGCUAACCACAGUAUAUUAAUAGUAUAAUCCUACUUGAAUCUAAUAUUUUAAGUAAUUAAUUCAAGUUGCUUUUCACAAUACUGGGAUAUUAUUGCCCAACUCAGGAAUUGCAUCAUUAUUUUUAUUUAUGUAUUCAACUAUGUAUAGUUGAAUUGCUAAUAUUCUCUUUAUUUCUGUUGGAAGUGGGAGCAAAUUGGGGAAGUAAAUUUGUUACAUGAAUUUUUUUUUUCUUUAACAAAUUUUCAAUUGGUAAGAAUCUAUGAGCAAACAUUCAGAUUUGACAUCCUGUUUUUUCCUGUUAUUUUGUAAUAUAUGUAAUAACGUAUGCAUUUGUGUUUGCUUAAAAUAGCACAAAAAUAUGAUGUACCUUCUGAAUAACUCUCUUUAGGAUCCCUCAAACCCUAAGGUAUUGGGGUAUUGAUGACACAAGGGCCAUUUCUUUCCAGGUGAACUGUGACACUCUUUCUUUGAGACUCCACCUACCUGGAUAAAUUAAGUAGGUGUGGAUUAGAGAAUUUCCUUGAUUCUAUAAAAUCCUGCAAAAUAACCUUUGAAGAAGAUCUGUUGGAGCCUUUUGAAAGCUGAUAUUAACAUUUUAUAUAUUAUUGCUCCACUAUCAUUUUAAAAUGGCAAUAGUGUGUUGGUUAUUUAUCUACAGUAUUUAUACUUGGUUCAGUUAUGAAAAUUUGCUGGACAGUUUACAACUGAAGUGAAAUAAUUACCUACACAGUUAAAUAGUUAUAAAUAAAUUUUAUAUUGUAAGUCAUUUUUUAGAAAUCCUAUUUGUCUUGAAAAUAUUUUUAAUUAUGUGAAAUUGAUUUAAUUAUGUGAAGUAUGUUUGGCAUGCUUGAUUGGAGAGUUUAUAGCACUAAUUUUUCCCCUUCAAUUACUAUCUGCAUAGUUAACACAUAUAAUCAUAAUUUGGGAGAGUCCCUUCAUUUUCAGGCUUUGGUAUAAUGAGUUAGCAUACAAAAUUCAAAGUAUCUUUUUCUAUUUAUAAUUACAUUCUUCAAGUAAAAAUAUUUCAUUGAAUUUUGCUUAUAAAGAAAAUGUAUAACAGCAUUGCGGUACCACCUUGUGGUACAUGAAAAGUAUAUGUGAAAAAAACAAUAGUUCCUAGGAAGUUUCAUGCAUCAUGUUGCAUGCUGUACAUAUUUUUCUCCUAUGGGUUGUGAGAAUAAUCAUAGUUCCGUUCAUGUGUUAUGAAUAUGAGGAUUAAUUAAUGAAAAGAGAGAAGAUAAAAAGAAUGAAGCAAACAAAAAAGCUACUUGUGCAUCUCUUAAAUACUAAAAAGUACUCAUCCUAGAUACAUGAUGUUAACAUUUAAAUGACAUGCACACUCCUGAUGGGUUCCUUUUUUUCCCCCCUAUGUGUGAGAAUAGCAAUCUCAACUUGCAGAUCCUUUUCCCAUCUUGCUCCCACACUUAAUCCUUAAAACUCUUCUUUUUUCAGGUCUUUUGUGAAUUUGGAAGAACAUUUUGGGAGUUACGUAUCUAGUAACAUUUUCAAUUGUAGUAAUAUUGGGGUUAGGUAAUGUUUGUGAAAUUUGAUUGUUUUAUAUUUAUAUAUUUAUUUGUAUGAUGUUGUAAUUUUAUUGUUUGUUUCUGAUGUGCUUAGGUGUAACUGCAUGCCAAAUAAAAGUAUUACUACAUAGCAUUAAAUCAGUGUACUUAACAUAAGAAAAAAAAGGAAAUUGAGCAUACAAAAUAGCAUAACAGUUCACAUUUCUGAAUAGUCCUCCAAAUAUUGCUGGUGGUGGUAGCUCAUUCAAAAAUAAAAAGUCAGGAAAGUUCUUCAGACCAUUGUAUAAUUAAACUGAUGGAACAUAUACUACGUUUGAUCUUAGCCAAAAGUCUGAAAAUAAUUGUACAAUUGACAGAGAUGUGUUCUUCAAGGACAAGUCUUCUUGUAACUACAAAAAACAUAAUUUCCAUUUCUAAUAUUUUUCUAUUUGCUCAAAACCGUAUAAUUAAAAACAAAACAAAACACAAGCAUUUACAAAAUCCAAUGAAUUGUCCAGCACAACUUAAUGUUCCCAAGGUACUUUUAAAAGCAUUUUUUCUACAUAACAUGAACUAAUAUUACAUUUUGAGCACAUCUUCUCCAACUAAUAAUAAAAUCUAUUUUUUU